CGAAUCUAUCCCCUUCAUCCUUCCCCCUUCCCCCUUCUCCCUUCCCAUCGGCACUCGUUAUAGUUUAAACCCUAUCGGUUUGCUGGUUAAUGUUAACGCCAAUGGAGCUACUCAGAUCAAACCUCUCUCGAGUUCGAAUUCCAGAGCCCACCAAUCGUAUUUACAAGCAAGAAUGCUGCAUUUCUUUCGAUUCUCCGAAAUCGGAUGGUGGUUUGUUUAUAGAUAUGAACUCGUUUCUUGCGUUUGGGAAGGAUUAUGUGGGUUGGAACUACGAGAAGACUGGAAAUCCUGUUUAUUUGCAUAUAAAGCAGACGAAGAAAUCAGUGCCUGAGGAUAGACCUCUCAAGAAGCCGACCCUUCUUGCAAUAGGAGUUGAUGGUGGAUUUGACAACCAUGAACCUGAAUAUGAAGAAAGUCACAGCAUCAUCAUAUUGCCAGAAUUCGUGUCUCUUUCAUUUCCUUCUGUUGAAUUGCCAGAAAAGGUCAGAUUGGCUGUUGAUGCUAUUCUAAUGGCUGAGGGUGCCGAGCGGAAAGAGCAAGUAGCAUCUUGGACAGCUGAUAAGAAGCAAGAUAGUGCUUAUGCCAUGGAUCUUCAACAGGUUGACAGUGGCGUCAUUGUGCCUCCAUCUGGGUGGAAAUGUUGCAAAUGUGACAAGACUGAUAAUCUUUGGCUAAACUUGACUGAUGGAAUGAUUCUCUGUGGGAGGAAAAAUUGGGAUGGAAGUGGUGGAAACAACCAUGCUCUUGAACAUUACAAGGAAACUAACUAUCCUCUCGCUGUAAAGCUUGGUACUAUAACUGCUGAUUUGGAAGGAGCAGAUGUUUUCUCUUAUCCGGAGGAUGAAAUCGUUGCGGACCCGCUGUUAGCGCAACAUUUGGCAUUUUUUGGCAUUGACUUCUCAUCGUUGCAAAAGACCGAAAUGACAACUGCUGAAAAGGAACUUGACCAGAAUACCAAUUUUGAUUGGAACCGCAUACAAGAAAGUGGAGAAGAAGUGGAACCGCUAUUUGGACCUGGUUACACUGGGCUUAUCAAUCUUGGGAAUAGUUGUUAUUUGGCAGCAACAAUGCAAGUAGUAUUCUCAACAGAUUCUUUCUCUUCAAGGUAUUACAAGAAACAGAGUCUGAAACAGGGAUUUGAGAGUGCUCCUGCUGAUCCAACUGUAGACCUAAAUACACAGUUGACAAAACUGGGGCAUGGUUUGCUUUCUGGCAAAUAUUCAGUCCCGGCAGAGGAGAAACAGGAAGGGAUACCUCCUCGCAUGUUUAAAGCAGUUAUUGCAGCUAGCCAUCCUGAGUUUUCUAGUAUGCGGCAGCAGGAUGCUUUGGAGUUCUUCCUACAUCUUCUUGAUCAAGUUGAACGGGCUAAUGCUGGCAAGCCUGAACCGGAUCCAUCAAGGAGUUUCAAGUUUGGUAUUGAAGAACGACUUCAGUGUUCGUCUGGAAAAGUUGCUUACAAUAAAAGGGUUGACUGCAUUCUCUCUUUGAAUAUUCCUUUGCAUGAAGCAAUUAAUAAAGAACAGCUAGAAGCCUUUCAGAGGUUGAAAGCAGCAAAGAGUUUGGAAGGGAAGGAAGUAUCUGCAGAGGAAAUUGUGCGUCCAAGGGUGCCCCUAGAAGCAUGUUUGGCAAGUUUUUCAGCUCCAGAGGAGGUUCAUGAUUUUUAUAGUGCUGCCUUGAAUGCUAGGACAACAGCAAUUAAAACUGCUGGCUUGACUUCAUUUCCUGAUUAUCUAGUGUUGCAUAUGCGAAAAUUUGUUAUGGAGGCAGGCUGGGUGCCAAAAAAGCUUGAUGUCUAUAUAGAUGUUCCAGAUGUUAUAGAUAUUAGUCACAUGCGAAGCAAUGGUCUUCGGCCGGGAGAAGAACUUUUACCACAAACAGUUGCUGAGAGUGGAGUAGAAGCAAGUAAACCUUCAGCCAACGAGGAUAUUGUAUCCCAGCUUGCAGACAUGGGAUUUAACUAUCUUCACUGUCAGAAAGCUGCUAUCAACACCUCAAAUACUGGUGUGGAAGAAGCAAUGAAUUGGUUGCUUUCUCACAUGAACGAUUCAGAUAUAGACGAUCCUAUUUCGCAAGAGGCACAGACUGCUGAGGUGCUGUUAUCAUUUGUUGACCAAUCAAAAGUAGAUACAUUGGUGUCAUUUGGAUUUGAGGAAGAGGUUGCUAGAAAAGCAUUAAAAGCAUCGGGUGGGGAUAUUGAGAAGGCCACAGAUUGGAUAUUUAACCAACCCCAGGUUUCUGCUUCGGCAGACAUGGAUACUACAUCUAGCAGUGCACAAAGUGCGACUGAUGAGGGCCUACCUGAUGGAGGAGGAAGGUACAAGCUUAUUGGACUGGUGAGCCACAUAGGUACCUCUACUCAGUGUGGACACUACGUCGCUCAUGUCUACAAAGAUGGGAGAUGGGUGAUCUUCAAUGAUGACAAAGUUGGGGCAUCUGUGAAUCCCCCCAAAGACAUGGGAUACUUAUACUUCUUUGAGAGACUAAAAUGCUGAAAAUGCGGAAGGGACUUUUGACUAGCCCCGGUACCAGUAACCCCCAGGGUUUUGGUGAUGUGGAAUGGUUUUGACCACUGCUUUGAGCGGUGGUAAUGGAGCUGUUUUAUCCUGAGCUACCGAGUUCUCAUCAGGCAUCAUUUCUAAUUCAGCAAUUGCUGCCAAAAUAAAACAUUCUUUUUGUCCCCUUUUUAUUGGAGCUUUCAUAAACGAUUUGUGAAUAUAUUAAAUUACUAGAUGAGUGGUUUAUCUUAUUAGUCCUUGUGAAACUAGUUAAGAUUGUGUGCGUGUGUUUUCUCCUUGUUCUGUUUUGGGAAGCUGACCUGAUAAUCUUUUAGAGAGGUUACUGUAUAUCAUUCAAGGUUUUAGUUGAUCCCCUAA
Telopea speciosissima is the source of this 2873-nucleotide messenger RNA. Its product is annotated as ubiquitin carboxyl-terminal hydrolase 14. The transcript has 19 exons. The coding region runs from base 90 to 2492 and encodes 800 amino acids. Gene Ontology annotation, molecular function: cysteine-type deubiquitinase activity; zinc ion binding; protein binding. The record is from RefSeq and is a predicted model, not a curated record. Lineage: Eukaryota; Viridiplantae; Streptophyta; Magnoliopsida; Proteales; Proteaceae. Gene Ontology annotation, biological process: protein deubiquitination.